AUGGCCGCAUCAGGAGGAAAUAUUGAGUGGUCUACAACUGUAAAACCGAUUUUAACAGCUCUCUACGGCCCAUUUUUUGACAAAAAUGAUGCUGUGGAAAUCAUUCAAGCUAUCAUUAAGAGCGAAAGUGAGUUCCAGAACCAUGAAGAUAUCUACGACUUAUUCUACACAUGCUUUGCAUGCCUGUCUGCGCAUUUUAUUAGCAUGAAUGCUAAUAAUCUGCCAAAUGACCAGCUAAGUACAGCACGAGAUGCAUUUAGAGUUAUACUCCGGCAAAUCUUGAAGAAGCUCUCUGAAGCAGGAUUGAGCUGUGAUGAUAAUGCCACAACUGCAGCACCAAAUGUGUCUGUUAAACAGUUGCUUCUACCAAUUGUUGGACUAUGUGGAAUCGAUGGCGGGGGUUACCCCCAAUCUGACUUAGUUAUAUUGACUUCACUACUGAAAAACGCCAAGUUACCCGCGCAUGUCACUGUACCCGAUACCCAAGCCACAAAAUCAUCGGUUAUACCAAGCUCGAUUACGUCACUGUCGUCACAAACUGCCUCCACUGAGAAACAGCCGCCAUCGAAUGCUCAGCGGCGUUCUGACGCGCUAUUGGAACAGCUAACAGCGCCACUAAGAAACCCAAUAGCUUCAAUGUCGGUGUCUCAAACCCAACCGACGACUGCAGUGUUGUCGCCUGGAAGUAAGGAUAGCUUGGAAAGUUCUAAAGAAGGGAAUGUUUCUCAACAGGCUUCAAUUGAUAUGAAGAAGUGGGUUGCAUCGACCUGCUCAUCUUUGCUUAUGGAGCUGAGAGCAGGCGCUGUGGUGCUGGAGGUGUGUUCGUCACUCCCUUGUCUGCAGCGUUACUUCAAUCGCUGGCAAUCCUCCAAGGAGCUAGCGUCACCUCCUCACUUCAAUUCUGAUGCUUCACUUCUUCACUUUCUUGUGAACGAAGUGCAUGUUUGUCGCCUUGCGUUGUCUUUGCCGUGCCUUGAACCAUUUACACCAGAACGCAUUGUGACGCUUAGUGAUGUUAGCGUCGCUGCCCUGCUAUGCGCUACAACACAGGCAUCUUUACACCCAAAAGACGAAGAAUAUGAGCAACAGACAGCUACUCUGGUUGAGAGUGCACUCAGUUUGUACAACACUGUUGGGGACACAUUCAAACAAUCCACUCGUGCUGGUGGUUACGUAUAUCAAAAUCAUCUGAUGAUUGGCAGUUGGGUUUUGCUCUGUGGUUUACAUCACCCACUGGCCGGUGCACCUUAUCCCACCACAGCGCCCGGGAAGAGCCCUGCCAAGACACCUUCCAGGCCCUACAAUCUCACUAAGAUGCAACAGGGUCUAGGCGUAGUGUGGGUGGCGCUGGGCGGGCGCUGCCUGGCGUGGCUGAGCGCGCUGCUGUCGGACGCGCGCCUGGAGGCGCUGAGCUGCGGCGAGGCGGUGCCGGCCGCGCCCGCGCCGCUGCACAUCCUGGCGCAGCACACGGCGCACCAGAGGGAGCUGCGCCUCGCCUCGGCGGCCCCUUUGCAUCAGCUACUCGUGGCUCUGGGUGUCGUUUGCUACCGCAAAGCGACAAACUUGAAACGAGCCGUAGUACAGAAACAACACCACGAUGCGGACCCCGACCGCUCUGACUCAACUGUCUACUUUCAGGAUAUGAUACUAUGCUCCGAGGAUUCAGAGACUGAUGAUGAAGAUAGUGAACCUCUAUUUGGGUUAUGGUUCGAAUCGACCCUUGUGGCGCCCGACGCUACAGAAAACAGCGGCUUAGUGCGCGCGGCCGCCAACGAUAACGAUAAUAAUGCUGACGCACCAGCUCGACACCACCAGGCCAUCGUGCCCGACAAGGCUGAGCCCUAUAGCUACAUCACACUGGCUACUGAAGUAUUUGUAUUACUUACUGAAGAGAUCAUAAGUGAAGGCUCUGAGCGUCUCGGUCAGCAAUCCUUACAAUUACAUGAUGCUCAUCAGGCAUUGCUUGCAGCGUUAGCCAAGGAUUUGGACAGAGAGACUGCUCGCACUGACACUGGCACCAUCUCUUCGUGCUUCGGCGCCCGUUUAGGCGCGCUGUACUCGUCCUUCAGUUCAGCGCUAGUGCGGUACUUGCAUAAUCUCAGCGGCCUGCCCUCGUUUGCGAGUCUGCAGCCGGCUUUACAUCAGCAGCUUAUAUCCGCUGGUGCAGAACGAACUAAUAUGACUCCACUACAGGUGGGUCCGCGCGUAGUAAAACUACUAGGCAGUAUGGUGCUGAGCAAGCAGGCUGCAGAACGAGAGAACAGUAUAUUGGCGAUGUGGCACAAGAUUGUGAACACGCUGCAAGAGUGCGCCCUUCAGCCACAACCCUCACAGGAUCAUGAUUAUGAAGAUUUAAAUGUUGAACACGCCCAACUAUUAGUCUAUCUCUUCCACUCAUUGACACUUAUGCAAAAGAAGUCUGUACUACUUAUGACGUCCAAUGCCAUUAUUAAAGUGGUAGAAACAUUGGCAAUUAGCGAUAGGAAGAGAGCUACAAACUUGGCUCCACAUCAGCUGAUGUUGACAACUCGCCUAAUGUUGCUGCUUGAAUACUUAAUGAGACACCUCUAUGACGCUCCACAAACAUUAUUACAACAGAUUGAAUGGAACCUGGUCAUCGCCCCGGGUCUAGCUCAGCCUGCUGCAGAAAGCAAUGGUGGCACAAAUGGUAGCAAGACGACUAAUAAUGGACAGCCUAAGGCCCGCAUUUACUGCGAAGUGCCUUUCAUUGAACAGGCCUAUAGACGAUUGUCGCAAGACGAGAUGUCUAUGAGACCCAAAUUCUAUGCUCUGACUAAUGCUGAGAUCAACAAUCAGGAAAACCCUAAGUUUGAUGGUCUAGCUUGUAACUUCGUGCUCGGCACGCCUCACAAGCUCAAGUACCCACUGCUACUUGACGCGUUACUGUCACUUUUGAACUCUGCAUGUGUAUGCGACAAUGACAACUAUCACUCGUCGCCUGCCGCGCUUGCCGCCUCACACUACUGUUUCCAGACUGCUUGGAGGUUAGUGAUAAGCAUGCCCCCCGCCACUCCGCACAUGGACAAGCUGCAGGCGGGCACGAGCGCCGAGCUGACGUCGCCGCUGCCGCUGCACGCCGUGGUGUGGGCGCCGCGCGCAGACAACAAGAAGGUGUUCAACCCCUGGCUCAAGGACGCGCUCGUCAAGCAGGGCAUGUACACGCAGUAUGCUGAGAAUUUGUUAGCUGGUGUCAGCGCAUCUUGCGACAAUAUUAAAUACACGGCGUGGCUCGCUUCAGAAACCAUAAAACAUUUAAAACAAAAUAUUACUGCCGACGGUUUACCAUCGCUACUGGACGUGAUAUCAUGCGACUCGGCGCUAGUCAGGUUCAAAGUAUGCUUAGCUGACUCUGCUACACCAUCCGAGGCUCAUCAGUUCAUGCCUGACUUAUUGGAUUUACUUGAAACGGUCCUUGAUUGUUGUCGCCUGAGCGCCGGCAUGGAGCUUGAAGGUCUAAUGGAGAGUUCAAACAACCCAUCCGAAGCGGCCGUCAGUAAGGCUCGUCUACAAGUGUGCGGAACGUCGGGCCCAGUGGGUAACGCUUCAGGCAGUACGCCUCCGCCCGCGCUGGGGGCCUGGCUCAGGGGACACUUGCCGCCCAAUGCGUCAGCCGCUUUGGACAGACUAUCCUCACCGCCGCCUCUCGCUUGUAUCAACUUGUCAUUCUAUGCGGCUCACAUCAUCCCAUCAGAGAGUGCAGUCCUGAACUUAGUCUCGUCUCACUGCGAACUCAUCACGGCCAACACGAAGUAUUCGCUCGGCCCAUCAUUGAUGAUGCUCGCAUAUUCAGCUGCGAAGUUACUUGAGGUGGGAGCUAGUAAACUUGCUGACAGCCCUGAGUUGAUGAAGAAGACCCUAGAUUUGAUCAUACCAGCUUUGACGGACGGUCGCUUGGAAUUCUUGUCGGAACCUCUGGCGGCUACACUCAACACUCUAGUGCCGCUAGUGCAAAAAGCAGAGCAAUUGAUACAUGAACACAUACUAAAGACGACAUAUGGGGUACUCGUCGAACAUCUACAACCAUCUACUGAGAAAACAUUAAAGCAUAUGGUAAAAUAUUGGGAAAAGAUAUUGGAUCGGCCCGCCGGCAGGUUGGCUUACGAGAAGGUCUUCGCGGAUAACUCUGGAUACACUCUUGGCAAGAUUCUGCUUUCGGCGCCUAACGCUAGAAAUCCUUAUGCUGAAAGAGUCAUAAAGUUAUUUAUUAAAAUAUUCAACGGAUGCGAGAAUGAACUGAGUAGCGCUCUCUGUAUAUCCGUGUGCAAGUUUGUUGGUGUUGCUGACCAGCAGAAGCUAUCCAUGUUAUUGACACACAUAUGCAUGGGAACACCAACAACAAGUGGUGCAAAUGGGACUGCUAACGGUACGCCAACGGAAACGGAGCUUCCCACACCUACGUCGUCCGCUCCUGAUGCGGUGAGCAAUCCCGCCUCACUGGCGCUCCGCAACGCACUCCGUAGUGUGUUCCGAAGCGAGAGUGAUUCUCAGCCUCGCAAUGAGAACAACUCUCAGAGAAAUGAUUCGGAUUUACCUGUUUUUGAUACACCGUCUCCAGCACCAAGGGCACAAUCUGAAAAUGCAGAGCAACCCGUUAAUUCAGAAAGCUGCAGCUGGUCUGACGGCGCCAAAGAGAGUUCUCCAACGAGUGCUGCCACCACUGCCGCGGUCGCAGAGCCUGCGCCGGCGCCGCUCACGGACACAGCCAACGACAACGCCGCGCUACUUACCGCUUUGUGCAAACAUAUUGUACAACACAGUGGUGAUGACGUCAGUGAGCGCAUGCUGAACACACUGAUCGGUGUUUGCGGUGAGAACUCGUGUUCGCCGUUACUACUGCGGGAGAUGUGUCGCUUGGCCGAUGCACACGCUGGCAGGGAUCACCAACUAUUGUUCCCGGCUGCUGUUGGAUGGCUCUCUGCUUGCGUGGACAAUCUAAGCAGCCCAGAAGUCCUAGAAAAAUUGGAGGAAGGUCAAGUCGAUGGAAACUUGGCACCACAAAUCGAGUCCGCAUGCGUAUUAUUGUCGUAUCUGGCUGACGCCUUACAUGCCAUCAAUACUACACAGCCACACACUUGGCGUUCAGUGAGCCCCACCUGGGAAUCACCUUCGGAUCUAGGAUUCGAUUUGGAUUAUACUGACGAACAACAAGACGAAGACGACACGAGUGCUGAUGAUUCGGAUGAAGAUGCGAUGCUUCAAUACAAGUUAUGCACAUUUACGGUGACUCAACGAGAAUUUAUGAAUCAGCACUGGUAUCAUUGCCACACGUGCAAGAUGGUGGACGGUGUGGGCGUGUGUACUGUGUGUGCACGCGUCUGCCAUCGCGGACAUGACGUCUCGUACGCCAAGUUUGGAAACUUCUUCUGUGACUGUGGAGCGAAACCUGACUCCAGCUGUCAAGCGUUGGUGAAGCGAUCAGUGACUUUAGGUGGAGCGCGAGAUGCUGGCACCGAAGAAACAACGCCUGCUCCUUCCCUUCGGCGUCGUCCGUCCAGUCCUGCACCUCCUGCGAUACUGGCGCCACCACGCCGACCUGUUCUUGCUUCUAAUAUACAAGGUUGCCGUCAGUACCUGUCGCAGUACUCGGGCUGGGGCGCGUGCAUCUCGCGCGUGCGGCGCCUGCUGGAGGCGCUGGCGGGCGGAGUGCGCCUCGCGUGCGAGCGCGCCUCGCCCACGGGCGCGCACGGCCGUGCACAGCGGGCACUCGCUACUCUACACCUUGGGGAGAAGAAGUUUACACAUACUGAUAAUCUUAUGCUACCCACACUCGGCUCUCAGGAAGGCGCAUUCGAAAACGUCCGAAUGUCGUACACCGGUGAAACAGGACAAACUAUCCGUCAGUUGAUGUCAGCGCAUAAACUACGGCGUGUUGCUAUGUGCUGUCUCGCCUCGCCACAGGGACGAAGACAACACCUCGCCGUUUCGCAUGAUAAAGGAAAAAUCACCGUUCUGCAACUUUCGGCUCUGUUAAAACAAACAGACUCAUCUAAAAACAAAUUAACUUUGACUCGGCUUUCAUCUGCCCCUAUACCGUUCAUGGUGCUGAGUCUCAGUGGCAACCCAUGGAAUGAAGAUCUACUAGCCGUGUGCGGACUCAAGGAGUGUCAUGUAUUGACAUUUAAUAGUGGUGGUGCCGUAGCCGACCACUUAGUACUGAAUACCGGCUUAGAAGGCAACAAUUACGUAAUUAAAGCGAUAUGGCUGCCGGGCUCCCAGACUCAACUCGCGUUAGUGACGUCAGACUUCGUCAAGAUAUUUGACCUGAGCAAGGAUCUUAAUAAUCCAAUGCAUCACUUCCUCGUUCCUAGUGGAAAGGUUCGUGACGUAACAUUCGUGAACCAAGACGGCGUCAUGCACAUGUUGUGUAUGAGCUCUGCCGGUCAUAUUUACUGGCAGCCGAUGAGUGAAGAGUCUCGGGCAACGCUUGGCACCUUCUACGUCACUAAUACUCUUGAAGUUUUGCAUCCUGAGAUACAGGAUGUAGCAGGACUAGUUGGAGGCGGCGGUGUCUCAAUAUACUAUUCACACACACUAAAGAUGAUGUUCUUCUCGUAUGCCCAAGGCAAGAGUUUCCUUGCGCCACUCAAUACGGUUGAAGAGAGCGUCAAAGGCACAGCCAUGAUAGUGCUUUCAACCAGUUCGAGUCAAAAGGAAGGGGGUGGUCGCGGUAGUGGGAAACAAGCCGGCGCCCAGUCACUGUGCCAGUGGGCCGAGGUGCCCGGACAUCCUGGACUGGUCACUGCUGUGAUGCAAGCCUCUAACAACCCUGUCGUAUUAAUGUUGACACCCACUAAUAUAUACGUGCAGGAGAUAAAGGUAGUUCCAGCCAAAGCUAAAAUUACCGACAUGGUAGCGGUCCGCCACUGGUGCGGCGGCGGCGGUGAACAGAAGAGCACACUGAUUUUGCUUUGUGAAGACGGUAGCCUCAGAAUGUACGCGGGCAGCAACGAGCACACCGGGUAUUGGCUGUCGCCCGCCAUACAGCCCACACAUGCUCCGCGCCGCCGCCCCAAGCUACUGUCGCACCACGCCAAGGGGAAGGAACAGCAGGUUGUUACCAAAUCGAGCGCAAAUGGCGCACCACAGUUCCCCAUUGACUUUUUCGAGCACUGCGUCGCGAUGAACGACAUCGAGUUCGGUGGUAACGAUCUACUGCAAGUAUACAAUACGCAGCAAAUUAAACACCGUCUCAAUACCACAGGUCUGUACGUGGUGUCCACGAAAAUGAGCGGUUUCACAAUGGAAGUUAUAAACUCGGAUCCCAAUAUGGUCAUCUGUGGUAUCCGAGUUCUGCUCGGUAGUCAAGAUGUUGCUAGAACUCCUACAUGCCUUGAAGUGUACGGUAGAUCUAUCCAGACGCUAGUGGUUCGCAAUCGUUGGUUCGACAUACCCCUAACACGUGAAGAAUCUCUGCAGUCUGACAAGAAACUUGUUAUCAAUUUCGGACCAUCUCAAGAUCCUGACGGUGUUACUAUGGUUGAUUCUCUAAAGGUGUAUGGCAAGAAUAAAGAACAAUUUGGAUGGCCAGAGGAUAAUGAAGACCCAUCUGCUUGUCCGUCAUCUAGCAAGGUGGCUACGGAGGGUGAAGGCGGCGCAGGCGGCUGGAAGCCUUCCCCCCUGGAGCGCCUGGCGUGCGCGGCGCUAGAAGCGCUGGAGUUGGGCGCAGGCGCCAGCGCCGCCGGGGCGCACGCCGCGGCCGAGCCGGCGCGCCGCCUGCUCUGCGCUCCCGCACCGCCCUUGUUGCAUGCGCGGGCGCAGUGUCUACUGCGGGCGCUGCAUCACUCGCACUACCACCAGUACAAGGACCAAGCCAUCUUGAAAUACGUUUGCACGUCCUUACGCGAGCUACGUGAUACGGCGGACCCCUACAACAUCGAUCCUGAAGCGUACUUCCGUUUAGUGUUGUUAGCGCGAGGUGUGGCGGUCGCCAGACCUAACCAUCUCGUGAAAUACACCACCCCACCUCCGCCGAGACCUGCGAAUGGUGACUGGUCCGUAUUAUGGAAAGGCGGCAGUACUGAAAAUCAAGAAGACAAGGAUAAGGAGCCGCAUUUGUGCGGUUUAUUGACAAGUGUGCUUUGGCGUUUAACUGCCUGUCGAACUUCAACUGCACAGCCGCCUGGCAUAUUGUCCUAUGGGCUGCGACACCCAGAACAUACAAUGCAUGCUCUCGCCGACACUAUACAUGCUUUCCAAUUGCACGGUGAGCCAGAAUGUAUCGAAUUUGGCAAUCAAAUCUACCUAUCUCUUCUACUGGCCGAAGACCAAAGUAUUAGUUUUGGAGCUAAAGCUGCACUGAUGCGAGUUCUUCGACCGAGAGUGAAGCGGCGCCGCGUGUAUAUACCAUCCCCUCCGAACACACCAGGGACAGGCAACAAAAGUGCUGGCUCGUCAGUAACUACGGCACAACCAACAAGUUCGAUCACCGAGGCAGUCGUUUCUGAAUCUGACCUAAGCGCAAACCGUGACGACCAGCAAGAAAACCAAUUCAUGGACGUUGACGACUCUCUAGAGCCUAUGGUCCUUCUCGCACCUGACGGAGGUUUGGAAGCCCUACUGGAUAUUCCACCAGAUGCUGACGAUGAGACUAUGGUCGAACUAGCCAUAGCUUUGUCUUUACAAGAACAACCAAGACGUGCACCCCCUGCACCCUCCGCUCCACCCCCGCCAGCUCCUGGCUUCAGCGAUGCUACUGCCUCACCACCUGCUUCUGACGACGAAGGGAGCACCGCCGCCACGGACGGAAGUACGCUCCGCACGUCUCCCGCCGACCCUCCCGGCUCUGCGGGCUCCGAUAGCGGCGGCUCCGGGGCCGACAGCAUCGGGGGCGUCUCGGGACGUAGCAGUGCUUACGGAGAAAUGGUGUCGGCUCCUUCGGGAACUAUACCACCUUCCACUGUCACAGCGGCACCUGUUUCUAUCGCAGCUGCCCCAUCGUCGUCUUCUUCCCAGCCGGUAGCAUCCACAUCUCGCACAAUUGAAGCGGAAACUGAAACACGUAAAUUGCAUGCGUUGAGAUUGUCUCUGCUGUCUGCAGCUCUUAAUGCCUUACCAACACUUAGGUAUCUGCCGGGAGUCAGGGCUAUACCUUUUGUUCAGGUGGUCCUCAUGCUAGCUGGCGAUCUCGACUCCAGCGUAGAGGGAGACCGGGCAGUAUUAGACCGUCUACUCGAACUGCUAGUCUCUGAACUGGAUAUCCAAGGCACAGAAAAUACUUCUUCUGAAGACCGUGCCGAUCGAAAAGAACUACAGGUGGCUAUUAUGCGGUUGGAGUUGCUGGUUUCUGAGUUUGAUAUGCAAGGAGACGAAACUGCUACACCGAUACAUGAGCGAACGAAUAGGCGAGAGCUACAGAUGGUUAUAAUGAGAUUGCUGAGUGUGCUGAUGGCACGCUGGAAGAGCUCUGCAACAAGCGGCACAGCGGCCGGUCGCAACGAAGUAACAGGCGGCGCGUGCGCAGCUCACGUGUCGCGCCUCGCCGCCGCCGCACUCGUGCGCGCCGGGGCUCCGGCUCACUGUUACCGCGUGCUAGCUGCCCUGCUGCCUUACUGGAAGGAGAAAGCUAGCAACGCUGGAAGUACUACAACCGGUCAACAGUUGUUAAAACCGCAACCACCUCAACCAUUGCCUGACAUGCAGCCUUUCUUCGACAAGGAUUAUGUUAAGAGUCACGCUCUCGACGUGUUCGAUAAUUAUCCACAACUGCUCAUGGAGAUGGCAUUGCGUUUGCCGUGCCAGAUACAUAAACAUUGUGACCCCUCUAACUUUGAUGCUCGCUGGCGCACACUACUCUGCGAGUAUAUGAUGAACCAGCAGACACCGCUCAGGAAACAAGUCCGUAAACUAUUGCUGUUGUUAUGUGGUACGCGUGAGCGCUACCGACAGCUGCGGGACGUGCACGCGCUCGACACGCACCUCAACGCGGCGCGCGCCCUCCUUACCACCGACCCUGCUUAUGACAAGCUCGUGCAGCUUAUGGAACAUCUCAAGGCGUGCGCAGAGAUAGUGAGCGCGCGCACGGGCAACUGGCAGCACACGUGCUUGACGGAGCGGCGCGAGGCGCUGGCGUGGCUGGUGACGGUGGCGCGGCGCGUGCACCCGCACGUGGCGCCCACCGUGCUGCAGCUGCUGCAGGCGGCGCUCUGCGCGCCACACAACCAUCCGCGCAACGAAAACAAGAACUCAACCGAUUGGCCUGAGCGUGAACGAAGCGCCGAAAGUGACGCGUUUUCGUCUGACGGCUCUAAGUUCCAAGAACAGAGAGUUGGACCGCUCGUUCAACAGAUAUUGAAACAGGUGUCACAAGAUGAAUUAAGAAUGUUUGUGAAGGCCUUCCUUCUUGAGACCAAUUCAACUGCAGUACGCUGGCAGGCACAUGCCUUACUUCUUGCUAUUUAUAAUAAUUCUUCACAACCAGAGCAGGCUUCAUUAGUGUCCCUGCUGUGGGCCAUCUGGCCUACCUUGCCGCAGUACGGACGCAAGGCGGCACAGUUCGUGGACUUACUUGGAUACUUCACUUUGAAGACCCCCAAUAUCGAUACCGAGAAAUAUGUCGGCAGUGCAGUCGAACUUUUGCGCAACCAGAAUCUUCUGUUAUCCUCUCAUGGCAACGCAGUUUUGUAUGCAGCUCUGGGCUCAUUCGUAGAGCUCGAUGGAUACUAUCUCGAGUCGGAGCCAUGUCUGGUCUGCAACAACCCUGAAGUGCCGAUGGCCACCAUUAAAUUACCUACUAUCAAGAUCGACUCGAAGUUCACCACAACCACGCAGAUAGUGAAGCUGGUCAACAGCCACAUGAUCAGCCGCAUCAACCUGCGCAUCAGCGACAUCAAGCGCAGCAAGAUGGUGCGCACCAUCAACUUCUAUUAUAACAAUAGGACUGUGCAGGCUGUGCAAGAGCUUAAAAACAGACCGGGAAUGUGGCACAAAGCAAAGCGUGUGCAACUACAAUCAGGUCAGUCUGAAGUCCGCGUGGACUUCCCAUUGCCAAUCGUUGCGUGCAACCUCAUGAUGGAAUACGCUGACUUCUAUGAGAAUCAACAAGCAACAGGCGAAUCCUUGCAAUGUCCUCGCUGCUCUCAAUCGGUGCCCGCUAACCCUGGCGUUUGCGCUAACUGCGGUGAAAAUGUCUUCCAGUGUCAUAAGUGUCGUGCUAUAAACUACGAUGAAAAGGAUCCUUUCCUAUGUCACGCCUGCGGUUUCUGCAAGUAUGCGAAGUUCGACUACACGUUGACCGCGCGGCCUUGUUGCGCCGUUGACACUAUCGAGAACGACGAAGAACGCAAGAAAAUGGUGCAGACCAUCGGCGCACUCCUCGACAAGGCGGACCGCGUCUACCGUCAGCUGGUCUCCAACAAACCUGUGUUGGAGUCUCUUCUCCACAAAAUAAGCGAACAUCGUCUAGAAGGUCGUCCGGGCGAUGAUAACAGUAACAACAACAGCAACACAUCGUUCAGCGGAGCGCAAAUUAAUAGGGUCAUACAAACACUCGCUCACAAGUACUGUGUCGAUAGCAAGGGUCAUUUCGAGGACCUUUCAAAAAUCAUACAGAAGGUGCUUGCUUGUCGGAAGGAGCUGGUGUCAUUCGAUAGAUCACAGAGCGAACAAACAACGGGUGAUACUUUGCCGGUCUACGCUGGACUGCUACAGAAUUACGAUGGUGAAGUUACUAAAGUCUGUCCUGAAUCGGGCGGUGGUUGCUACGGUUGCGCCCUGGCGUGUGCUGAACAUUGCUUGACAUUGCUGCGAGCCCUCGCGUCCCAGGCUGAGCAUAGAACAAGACUUUGUCGCUUUGGUCUGGUACAGGAAUUAGUGCAGCAUAACCUGCAUCGUGGUACUCCUCAGAGCCAAGAAGAAGUACGUGCUUUGAUUUGUUUGGUCACCCGCGACAACUUACCGGCAACGGAACAACUAUGCAACAUGUUGUCGCAACGAAUUACGCUCUCGCUUAUGGGUCACGCUGCCUCACAGGAUCAUAACAACUCUGUGCGUCCACUAGUACUCCUCCUUGGCUCACUGAUCAAAGUCCAGGACUCUGUAGAAUGUUGGGAGGCAAGGUUGCGAUGUAUCGUCAGGUUAUGGGUGUGGUGUUGUCCACAACUAACCGAAGUGGCUGGCAUAGCUCCAGCUGCGAGCAGCAUAUUGAAGGAGGAAGCGAUAAUUGGUAUUCCGGGCAUCAAUUCAUCAUCUCCGAACUUCUUAUCAUGUCACACAGCGCAUCAGUUUGCUCUACAACAAGUGGCGCUGCCGUGUCUCCGCUACAUGCAACAGCUGAUGGCGCCCGCCACGCCCUCCGCGACCUCUAGCGCUCCUGAGUCUGAACAACCGAAAGAGAAUACCAAGGAGGGCAGUAUUUCGACGCUGGUGGGCUUUGCGGGCGCAUCGGCGGCCGGCAACGUGGUGGUGGACCUGGCGGCGUGGCUGGCCGGCGCCGUGCCGCACGGCAAGUGGCGCCGCCUGGCCGCGCCGCGCGACCCGCCGCUGGCGCCGCCCUCGCACCGCGACGCGCACCUCGCGCACAAAUAUCUCGCCAAGUGGAGGGAGAGGACGAUGCUAUCGCAUGGUAUGCGGCCACUCGCCCUCGAAGACGGUGGAUGGUUACGACCUGUGAUGUUCGACCCCAGCUCUCGCAUCGCUCGCGACACCGCUUGCCAAAUGGUUAAAUCGCUAUGCGACUCUUAUGAGAGAACUAAAGCUGUAUUGAUUCUAUUGACUAGUUUCCUGCCUGAAGUCGGCUCUGCAGGAGAGGCUAGCGAACAGUUCUUGCAGCUAUAUCAAACGUUGGCUUCUGAAGCACCAUGGAAACAAUUCCUUGCACUUCGAGGAGUUCUGCAACAGAUAGCAGAUUUAAUGACUAAGGAAAUCGAGCAACUUCAUCGUCUAGAAGAAACUACCCUUACAUCUGAUCUUGCACAAGGCUAUGCACUAAAACGUCUGACGGAGCUGCUAGCAAUGUUCCUAGAGGAGAGUGGUGCCAGACGAACAUACAAAGGUCGUCUGGUGGGCGCGGUGUUGGGCGGCUACCUGUCGCUGCGCCGCCUCGUUGUACAACGCACUCGCCUCACCGACGACACACAGGAGAAGCUUUUAGAGUUACUUGAGGAGAUGACCACUGGCACGGAAGCAGAAACAGCUGAAUUUAUGGCAGUCUGCAUAGAAACGGUGCAAAAGUAUCCUCUAACUGACUACCGUACUCCAGUGUUCAUCUUUGAACGUCUCUGCUCUAUUAUUUAUCCUGAAGAAAAUGAUGUUGGAGAGUUCUUCCUUACACUUGAAAAGGAUCCGCAGCAAGAAGACUUCUUACAGGGCCGUAUGUUGGGUAACCCAUACUCAUCUCUGGAGCCAGGCAUGGGACCAUUAAUGCGUGACGUGAAGAACAAGAUCUGCACGGACUGUGAAUUAGUGGCUCUGUUGGAAGACGACAACGGUAUGGAGCUCUUAGUCUGUAACAAGAUUAUGUCACUCGACUUGCCAGUGAAGGAUGUUUACAAAAAGGUUUGGUGCACAUCGGGCGAGGGCGUCGAUGCCAUGCGUGUUGUAUACCGUAUGCGUGGUUUACUUGGUGAUGCUACAGAAGAGUUUGUGGAGAGGCUAACUCAGGCUAACACUGAGGCAGUCGAUGACGAACAAACUUAUAGAAUGGCUAAUGUGCUCGCUGACUGUGGCGGUAUCGAGGUGAUGCUGCAGCGUCUGGCCGCGAUCCAGCGCGUGGGCGGCGCGCGCGCUCUGUGCUCGACGCUGCUGCGGCUGGUGUCGCUGUGCACGCGCGUGCGGCGCUGCGUGCGCGUGCUGACGCGCGCCGACACGCGCGCGCUGCCCGUGCUGCUGCACGCGCUGCACCUCGCCGCCAUCGACGAGCGCGACAUGCCGCGCGCGCAGCUCGUCUACCAGCUCCUCGAGAUUAUGGAACGUAUUCUCUCCGUGGCCGCUAGUGAAAGCCUCGAGUCAUUCCUUCAAUUCUCUCUUACGUUCGGUGGACCGGAAUAUGUGCAAGCCUUGUUGAACUGUACUGAGUGUCCAGGUAUACGCAACAACUCAGUCGCUCUAGGUCACCUAACCCGUGUCUUAGCCGCUCUAGUCUACGGCAAUGAUCUCAAGAUGGCGAUGUUAGUGGAACACUUCAAACCAGUCCUGGACUUCAAUCGUUUGGACUCGGAACAGUGGACCGAAGAAGAAUUCCGUAUGGAGCUCUUCUGUGUGUUCUGUGCCAAUAUUGAACGGAACUCUAUCGGAGGCACUUUGAAAGAUUAUCUUAUAUCGCUUGGAGUAGUCAGAGAUGCUCUGGAUUAUAUUGUAGAACACGCGCCUUGCGUUAAGCCUACCUUGGUGUGCACUGACUCGGACGAACUCAAGGAGUUUAUCAGUCGACCAGCUUUGAAAUACAUCCUAAGAUUCCUGACUGGCCUGGCGGCAGAACAUGAACCCACUCAGAUGCUGGUGUGCGAAAAAGUGAUACCAAUCGUGCAUCGCUUAGAACAAGUAUCAUCAGGCGAACACGUGGGCUCGCUCGCUGAGAACUUAUUAGAAGCCCUGCGGUCUCAGCCACAAUGUGCCGCUAAGGUGCAGCAAGUCCGAGAUUUCACUCGACAGGAGAAGAAACGUUUAGCGAUGGCGGUACGCGAACGUCAGCUGGGCGCGCUGGGCAUGAGGAGCAACGAGCGAGGCCAGGUGACGGCGCAGUGCUCGCUCACGCAGCAAGUGGCCGACCUCGCGGAGGAGAACGGCGCCGUCUGCUGCAUCUGUCGCGAGGGCUACAAGUACCAGCCUACCAAGGUGCUCGGUAUCUAUACGUUCACGAAGCGUUGUCCCGUAGAGGAGUACGAGGUGCGCGCUCGCAAGACCCUGGGCUACACCACCGUGUCGCACUACAACAUCGUACACGUCGAGUGCCAUAUGGCAGCCGUUAGACUUGCGCGUGCCAGGGAUGAGUGGGAGAGUGCAGCUCUUCAGAACGCGUCUACGCGUUGUAACGGUCUGCUGCCCCUGUGGGGCCCACACGUCCCGGAGUCGGCCUUCGCUAGCUGUCUUGCACGGCACACUACCUACUUGCAGGAGUGCACGGGUCACCGCGACAUCGGUCACACGUGUACGCUGCACGACUUGAAGCUGUUGCUGCUGCGGUUCGCUCGAGGGCGCACGUUCCACGACGACACGGGCGGCGGCGGCCCGCUCUCCAACAUGCAGCUCGUUCCCGCACUCAUACACAUGGCGCUCUACGUUAUCAACACGUCGCGCGUGGCGGCGCGCGAGGCGUCUGCACUGGAGGCGGCGCUGGCGUGGGCUCCCCCGCGCCUGCUGGAGGCCGCGCACGACGCCGAGGGGCCGCUCUACUUCCUCACGCUCAUGCUCAUGCUCUACCCGCACCACAAAUGGCGUUCACUAAAAGUGGAUAUGCUGAAACGGUUGUUGGUGAUCGGUCACGUGCGUGCGAUAGCGCCGGGCGGGCCGGCCCUGCGCGCCGUGCCGCCCGAGCACCGCGCGCCCAAGCAGUGGACCGACUACAAACACUACGCGCUCUUCGUGGCUAUUAUAGACCAACUCUAUAACGUCAUGUUUAAGAACGUAAGUGCAACAACUGUAGACCAGUGGCCAAUCAAACUCGCCGAAUAUGUUCGACACAACGACGAAGCGAAUGGGAAGGCGGCCGAGCGCAUCGUCACUACAUUAACCGACGAGCUACUGCCGUGCGCCUCGUUCGCGGAAUUCUGCGACGCCGCCGGCUUCCUAGAAGACAUCCCCGAACCCGACAACUUCUUCCAGGCCCUCAUAGACGAGCAACCUUGA
Messenger RNA from Arctia plantaginis, 15801 nucleotides. The record is from the annotation of a GenBank genome assembly. NCBI's taxonomy places the organism in Eukaryota, Metazoa, Arthropoda, Insecta, Lepidoptera, Erebidae.